Messenger RNA from Penaeus monodon (black tiger shrimp), 1043 nucleotides. Its product is annotated as single insulin-like growth factor-binding domain protein-2. Gene Ontology annotation, molecular function: insulin-like growth factor binding. The record is from RefSeq and is a predicted model, not a curated record. Gene Ontology annotation, biological process: regulation of cell growth; regulation of signal transduction. Gene Ontology annotation, cellular component: extracellular region. Lineage: Eukaryota; Metazoa; Arthropoda; Malacostraca; Decapoda; Penaeidae.
UUUAUCAGAUAACCAUAUAAAGCUACAAAUGGACUGAUCAACAUUUGAAUAUAUGGCCUCCCCUCACUAAAAUGGUCCGCUGAAAAGCAGAUAACCCAGCGGUCCCUCAACUGCCAUUAAGCCUGCGCCCUCCAAACACAACGCCCUAAACCGUCGUUCAAAAUAUAUUGAGAAGGAGGGAGAGCGCGCGGAGAGGAGAGGGGGAGAGCAUGUCUGAGAUCGCCAAUAAAGUGCUGAGGAAAUAGUCAUUAGGAUGUGGGCAAUAGUUCUCCACAGGGUCAGGGUGAGGCCGGUCGCAGCCACCGCUUCCUCCCGCCUCUCUGUGUCUCUCCGACGCAGACAUGAAGAUCCCUCUGGCGCUCAUCGUGGCCGUCUGCUGGAGCCUGGGCAGGAGGGUCCGGGGGCGGCGUGCGGCGGCCAGUGGGCGUGGCACGGGCGCUGUGGGCGUGGUCUGGAGUGUCGCUACCCCGAGGUGCCGAAGGGCGACGUCUCGCCGCCCUUCUUUCCUGAGCGGCCUCCCGGGGCGCUGCGUCAGCACCAACACCACCAUUUCCGACAAGAUCAACGUCUUUUUCUCGUGGAUUUCCUCCUUCAUCCAGAACACGAUCAUGGGCGGGGACUAGGGUUGCUUCCCUCCUGAACCUCCUUUUGUUUCUCUCCUUCUCUUCUUCUGCCCCUCUUUCACCCUUUCCUCUCUUCCUUCUCCUUGUUUACACCCUCAACACCCUUCCCUCUCCUCCAACCGCCUUAUCGAUAUCUAGUCUUCUGCUCUGCUUUCGUUUCUAAAAUUAUUAUUUCUCUUUGUAGUUGUCACUAUCUCCUCUUUUUCCGUUAGGCAUUUAUAGUAUAUAAACCUUUGUUUUGCUAAAACCAUUGUUAACACUGCUAAUGUCAUCUUAAUUUUAAGAUUAUCAUUAUUUUUCAUUAUAUUUUUUCCAUAAACUAAAACGAAGUGAUAAUCAGUGGCUUGGGAAAAUGAAGUGAUAAUGAGUGGAAAAAAAGCAGGAACUGUGAAAAAAGCAAAUAAAAUCUGCGGACGUACA